AUGGAAUUUGGUGACGACGAUGAAGACGAUGAGCUGGACUCUGAAGAAAACCUGAAAGAACAAAUGAAGGCCCUGGCCAAAGCCGAUCCUAAAUUCCACGAUUUUUUGAGCAAAGAAAAUCCUGAUUUAUUGGAUUUUGGAGCGGACAACGGAUCUGGUGAGGAAGGCGAUAGUGAGAGCGAAGAUGGGGACAACAGUGCAAGCGACAAUGACAGCGAUCAGGGCCAAGCAGACGCAGACUUUGGAGACAGCGACGAUUCGGAAGCCGAAGCGCGCGCCCUCGCCGAGAUGAACGGCGACAGCGGCAGCGACGCCCAUAGUGACGCACAGUCUGACGAGAAUGACAACGACACCACACAGAAGAACAAAGAGGUGACACGAGAGCUAGUUAAAGAAUGGAACACACAGCUGAGUGACAAGGAUGAGGCGGUGGUGCUCAGGGCGUUGAAGCAGUUGGUGGCUGCGUUCGCAGCGGCGGUUCGGUCUGGAGAAGCGCUGAACGAGGAAGACGGCAGCAGCAACGCAAAGAACAAGAACAAGAAGCGCCGCAGGCGGAACAAGCACGAGACAGGGCCACAGUACACAUUCAUCAUUGACAGCUCAGUGCACACAGCAACCAUCUCAUUGGCGCUCAGGCGUGUCAUUACUACACUCAACAAGUACCUCGAUGUCACGGACACCACCACUGCACCCCCCACAGAGUUGCCCAAGGUAUGUAAGGCGCGCGAAUUGGACAGCAGAGGUCGACCCAAAUCAAUCCCUGGGUCCCGGCGCAGUAAGAAACGCCAACAACCACAGCGCGCCAAGAAGUGGACCAAGGUGAAAAACCUGGUUAAAAGUUUUAUAUCCAGUGUCAUCUACCUACUGACCGCAUCCCGAGCUUCGGAGAUGCAGGCUGUGGUACUGCGCACACUCAGUGGCGAUGGUACAGCGAGAUAUGUGGCUGCGUUCCCGAAGUUCGGAAAGAGUCUUCUGACGAAGUGCCUGGAAUUGUGGGCGGAGGGGGAGAACCAUGUACGAGUGCGGGCUUUCCUUGUGAUCCGUGAUUUGGCGCUCUCGUCCAGUAACGCAUUUCUGGAAAUGUGCAUAAAAGGCAUGUACGUCAGUCACGUGGCCCACGCCAAGUUUGUGAGUGAGCAAACAUACCCCACAGUGGUGUUCAUGGAGAACUGUGUGGUAGAGAUAUGUUCGUUGGAUUGUCAUAUGUCGUAUCGGAUAGCCUUCACAUACAUCCGCCAGCUGGGCAUGCACCUCCGCACAGCGAUAACGUCCAAGAAGAAGGAGUCGUAUGCGAGUAUCUACAACUGGCAGUACAUGCGCUGUCUCAAUGCAUGGGCCAGGGUCAUCAACGAAACAUACAACACCAACGACAAGGAGAACCCCCUCAGCAUGCUAGUAUACCCGUUGACUCAGAUUCUUGUGGGUACUAUUCGCCUGGUGCCCACUGCGCGAUACUAUCCCAUGCGCCUGCACUGCGUCAAGGCACUCAACACACUCAGCACAGCCACGCACGGACACGUCCCUGUGGCCAGUCAUCUCUUGGAGAUGCUCAGCUCCACCCACAUGAAGACCCGCGCCAAACACACCAAGGGCAAGGCCCCACAGCUGCAGUACGUGGUCAAGGUCCCCAAGUCUGUCCUGGGCACGAAAAUGUUCCAAGAGGUACGGCUGUGUAGUGUGGGAGAGGCAUCUGUAGUAUGA
This is a messenger RNA of Sphaeroforma arctica JP610, 1701 nucleotides long. RefSeq lists its product as hypothetical. The transcript has 10 exons. The coding region runs from base 1 to 1701 and encodes 566 amino acids. NCBI's taxonomy places the organism in Eukaryota, Ichthyosporea, Ichthyophonida. The record is from RefSeq and is a predicted model, not a curated record. Gene Ontology annotation, biological process: ribosomal large subunit biogenesis. Gene Ontology annotation, cellular component: Noc1p-Noc2p complex; nucleoplasm; Noc2p-Noc3p complex.